AUGGCUGCGAUAGUGAGAAGAAGAGGUUGUUCUGCUUUGGCAGUUUCUAAAGCACUUGGUCUGCGUCAUUUAAGUGCCUCCACUGCCCUACAUAAUGCUGCUCCAAAUAAGACAUUUUCAAAACCUGGUAUUCCUAAUGUUGUGCUGGUGGAAGGUAUUCGCAUUCCAUUCCUUAUGUCAGGUACAACUUAUGCAAGCCUCAUGCCUCAUGACUUAGCCAGAAAUGCUUUACUAGGCCUCAUUAAAAGAACUGGACUUGAAAGAGAUUCUGUUGAUUAUAUAGUCCUGGGUACUGUCAUACAGGAAGUAAAAACUAGUAAUAUUGCAAGAGAAGCUGCCCUAGGAGCAGGGUUUUCGGAAAAGAUUCCUGCACAUACAGUCACUCAAGCCUGCAUUUCAUCCAAUCAAGCCAUUACCACAGCAAUUGGAAUGAUUGUUUCUGGAAGCUGUCAUGCUGUCAUAGCUGGUGGUGUGGAGUUCAUGUCAGAUGUUCCAAUCAGAGUGAGCAGAAAAAUGAGGAAAUUGAUGUUAUCACUAAACAAGGCCAAAAAACUGCCUCAGAAGCUUUCGCUUAUCAGUCAAAUGUUAAGUCCUUCAGCUCUGGCCCCAGAGCUACCAGCUGUUGCUGAAUUUUCAACAGGGGAAACUAUGGGUCACUCAGCUGACAGAUUGGCAUCUGCUUUUUCUAUCAGUAGAAGAGAACAGGAUGAGUAUGCAGCUCGGUCACAUAAACUGGCAUUCGAAGCUUCUGAAAAUGGUCUUCUUACUGACAUUGUGCCUUACAAAGUACCAGGCAAACCUGAGACUGUAUUGAAAGAUAAUGGAGUGAGGCCUUCUUCUGUUGAACAAAUGUCCAAGCUGAAGCCAGCUUUUAUCAAGCCUCAUGGUACCAUUACUGCUGCCAAUUCUUCAUUCUUGACAGAUGGUGCUUCUGCAUGUCUGGUGAUGUCUGAAGCAAAAGCCCUUGAAAUGGGUUUUAAACCCAAGGCUUAUUUACGUGAUUAUGUCUAUGUGUCCCAGGAUCCAAAGGACCAGUUGCUCUUGGGCCCAACCUAUGCUACACCUAAAGUUUUGGAGAAAACUGGGCUGAAAAUAUCUGACAUUAGUGUUUUUGAAUACCAUGAAGCAUUUGCUGGACAAAUUCUUGCCAACCUGAAAGCUAUGGAAUCUAACUGGUUUGCUGAAACUUACAUGAACCGUAGUAGCAAGGUUGGAGCUCCUGAUAUUUCAAAAUUUAACUUAUGGGGUGGUUCGUUGUCACUGGGUCAUCCAUUUGGAGCAACGGGAGUUCGUCUUGUGACAACUGCAGCCAACCGGUUGCAUAAAGAAGGAGGACAGUAUGGUUUGGUGGCAGCCUGUGCUGCUGGUGGUAUUGGCCACGGCAUGAUUGUGGAGGCUUACCCCAACUAA
Acanthosepion pharaonis is the source of this 1410-nucleotide messenger RNA. The record is from the annotation of a GenBank genome assembly. NCBI's taxonomy places the organism in Eukaryota, Metazoa, Mollusca, Cephalopoda, Sepiida, Sepiidae.